Messenger RNA from Prorocentrum cordatum, 408 nucleotides. NCBI's taxonomy places the organism in Eukaryota, Dinophyceae, Prorocentrales, Prorocentraceae. The record is from the annotation of a GenBank genome assembly.
AUGUUGACGUGCAACCUCGGCGGCUGGCUGGAGGGCGUCCCUAGCCGCGUGACCACCGUGAGCUUCGACCCGCGCGUCAUGGCCACGAGGAGCGUCUACGACGAGGCUCUGCAGAAGCCGAUGAAGGUGGUGCUGCACCCCCCUGAGGAGGAGAUCCCGUGGCCUGCGCGCCUGGUGCAGAUGCCGAGCUCGGGGGAGGGCACCAGCUCAGAGGCUCCAGCGUUCCAGCCGAAGACGAAGACGCAGCGGCGCCGCAUGCAGCGCGCGAUCAUGAGGGACGCGGUCCUCGCGGUCUUGACGAGCCAGGGCGCGCCCCAGCUGUCGCAUCCCGCCCCGCAGAUGGGCCUGGGCGCCGGAGGCCCGGGCAUAGUCGACCACAAGAAGGGUGCGCUGGCCUGCGUCCUCUGA